UGAAAGAUGGCGGGAGUGACAGUGGACCUGAUAACAGACGACGAGGAGGAGACGACCAAGGACUCGGGCACUUUCGUCAGCGGCGACUCGGAUCUGCCGGUGGUUUUUCUGUGCUCCCAGUGCCGGCUGCCGGUGGGUGAUUCGUUGGCCUGGGCUGGAGCGAACCCGAAGGAGAACAUGAUCUACCUGAGAAGUGUCACAAAGAAUAUCCAUGUAGAUAAAGAACAGAAGAUAGACACAACCGAUGAACCUGGUUGCAUUUAUGUUUUGCUUUCCUGCAGUGGCUGCUCUCUUUCACUGGGUAGAAUGUACCUUUGCACUCCGGUCCACCUUGACUUCAAGCGGAAUAUGUAUUGCUUAGCUGUGGCCUACAUUGAAAGUUAUGUCCUUGGCUCCACAAUAAAUGCAGAAUUUGUAGAUGACAAUAAAAAGCCAGUAGUUCUAGAAACACAAUCUGAAGUCCUUGGAGAACUAGCAAAGUCUCAGACUGUGCUGAAUCUGAUGAUUGCAAGGCUGGCUGUUGUUGAAGAAAAAUUACAGUCAUUACAGGGUGAAGGAUGAUUCCAAUAUCUGUUACAUUACAACUUGUGUUGAUGGAGAUACUGCAUUUUGAAUAUAUCAGCAGGCAACAGGUGCCCAAACUCUGAGUGUUAAUUCAUUAUCUAGCAACUUUCAGCAGAUUUCUUCUUCCUUUUGCUGUGAUGGGUUGUUAGCUUUGAUGCAGAGUCAUGAAUCUUAACUCAUGUCUGUCAAAUAUUGGAAAUGAUAUGUAGUAUUGUGCCAGCUGCUGAAUUUAAUUUUGAUUUUUUUUUUAGAAAGCAUAUCAUUAAUCAACAAGUAAAAUUUGUAUUAUAAGCUGCCUUUAAAUGUUUGUUGUAUAACUAUUCAAUUAAAGUUUAAACUAAGCCAUUCUGCAAACAUUUCAUCUUGAUAUAUAAUUGUCUUUACUGGAUUGCU
This is a messenger RNA of Pristis pectinata (smalltooth sawfish), 957 nucleotides long. It is a transcript of the gene mis18a, whose product is annotated as MIS18 kinetochore protein A. Lineage: Eukaryota; Metazoa; Chordata; Chondrichthyes; Rhinopristiformes; Pristidae. Bases 7 to 561 code for a protein of 184 amino acids. Gene Ontology annotation, cellular component: chromosome, centromeric region; chromatin; nucleus. The transcript is spliced from 5 exons. The record is from RefSeq and is a predicted model, not a curated record. Gene Ontology annotation, biological process: chromosome segregation; CENP-A containing chromatin assembly.